UUUUUUGCCUCCAUAUAUUCAAAUACAUUUUUUCUUUCUCCUCGCAUUAAUUUCUUCUGAUUAAUUUCACUGCUUCUUCCAAAACGGCCAGUCGUACUCCUGGUACACACCGUUUAAAUUGUUUCGACGGUUAUUCCUUGGUGUUAUUGCAGAUCCUCGCUACCAGGAGCUGUUGUCGCAUUUAAAUUAAUCCUUAAACAAAAUAGAAAAAGCUAUAAAUAGUUUCAAAUGCAAGGAGAUUAUAAAACUGUCCGUAAUGAGACCUCUUUGUAUUGUCUGCAGUUUGUUUUUAUGACGCCAUGACGCGAUCUACGAUAAAAAAUGUUUACCUAUAUGACGCCUACAAUGCAUAUUUGCAUUCUUUUCGCUAGGGUUGUUGCACCAACAUUUUUUUCUGUAAAUCUUUCUUUUUAUGUUAUUUAAAAAGUAGCGCAUGGUUUUUAAAAAAAAGGGGCAGGUAUAUGAAAGAACAGAAAGUACUUAUUAAGUUGAUUAGUCGAUAUUCAGACAAACUAUCGUCGUCCUUGUUAUACACACCCUGUAAAUAUACUAUGAUCUCCCUCCAACGUAGAAUAUUGUAGGUAAUGUCAUAUUGGCCAGAGUCUCGUGUACUUUUCAUUAAGCUUUGUCUAAUCGGCUUUGGGACAAUUAAUUUAAUCUCACGAUGACUUAUGCUAAGCUGAGUAUCUAGUCGUGUAAUAAGGAAGCGACAAUUGAAUUAGCGUCGGACCGAUCUCUCUAUUUGUAGGGCUGUCCUGAAUACUAAGUAUUUUAUUAUAAGCAGUUUUAGGUAUAAAAAUAUUGAGCAGGUUUAUAUUCUUUAUGAAGGACGUGUAGAUAAAUCUAGGUUAAAAUUGGCUUGACAUGAUACUGUGUAACUCCUUUCUUUUUAACAAUACAUAAAGAAAUAAUUGAAAUAGCAUCGUCAUACAACAAACUAAUGAGGAUAAAGCUAAAAGGUUGCGAUAAAAUCAAAUAUUCAGUGAUUUAAAACAAAGAGAUGACCCUAAUUAUUAUUAUCUUUGUUAAUAGAACAAUAAUGUGUGUCAUGUAGGUCGCAGGUCGUGUAAUCUACACAUUGUCGCUGACCGCAGCGCACGGGAGUGUCCCACCGACUGACGACCGCGAAUAACACCUUCUAAAUUCAAACUUUGACAGUCUUAAAAUCUUUUUAAAAAUCGACACUUGUUUUUUUAAGUGACAGUAUUUGUUUUCUUUUAUAAAGAGUUUUUAAUAUUAUUGUGUGGAUGUGGAACUUUUUGGCGCGAAACAAGCAGGUGGGAGCGAUGUUGGGGUUGCUGUCUGUGGCGGCGGUGCUAACUAUUAUCCUUACUACUAAGGGUGGAAGUCAUGCAGAAGAAAAUAACGGAGUCGAAGAGCCAGAAGACGUCAGUCCCGCGACUCAUGUAUUCUCGACUUACAGUCUCCCAUCAAACGACAAAUUCAUGCCGUCUAUUGGCAAUGGCCACAUCGCCACCAACGUAUUCAGCGAUACUGUCUACAUGAACGGUCUCUACAACGGCCGCGCCGGCUACAGUCAUCGUGCUCGGAUCCCGGCCUGGGCUAACAUAAGACUGAACUCUACCCUUACUCAUCACCCCUAUAGCCCCGUAUACAGCCUUGAUACGAAAGAAGGAGUUUUCAAAGUAAGGGUCGACAGAGAAAGGUCUGUUGUAACACAACGGAUUUACGCUCAUAGAUUUUAUACGAGAGCUAUUGUUAACCAGAUUUCUGUGGACUCGAAGACGCAUUAUGAUCUCAAUUUUCUGUACCAAGAACUCUGGAUAGCAAUAAAGCUGAUGCCAGGACCAGAAAGCAAGGACAUAGCCUUCCAAGACCCUAUUCCGGAGAUCAUAGAUGGCAGGACAAUCUGGAGUUCUUGCGGACAAACAAUGGAAUCUGAGGACCUAACAUACCAGCCACUUCCCGUCGAUGUCUGUGCGUUCUGGACUUCAGUCCCUGACCACCUCGUCGUCCCUCAGCGAGGCUCAAGAGUCUUCACGUUCGCGAUGACAGCUGAUAAAAAUAAGACGGUUGCGAGACAGGAGCUGAUCAAAGUAUUGCAGGAGGAUGGGGAGGAGCUGUUCCAGAUGCAUGUGGACCACUGGCAGCAUCUGUACCAGCAGGGCGGCAUCGAUAUUGAAGGGAACUUGGAGCUGGGCAAAAUAGUAAAUGGUAUUUGGUACUACUUCCUGAGCUCGUUGCCAUCAGAGUCGUCUUACCAGCCUCUCGACAAAUACUACGGCCUCAGUCCCACUGGAUUAGCUAGAGGUGGAACCUUUGAAGACUAUGAAGGUCACAACUUCUGGGACACAGAAACCUGGAUGUUCCCUUCAAUCUUGUUGCUGUACCCUCAGUACGCGAACAAGCUACUGCAGUACCGGCUUGACAUGGCAUACGUGGCUGCUGAACUGGCGAAGCUAACUGGACAUAAAGGUUACAGGUUCCCAUGGGAGAGUGCGUACACGGGCGUGGAGGUGACGCAGCCGUGCUGCCCCGACGUGGCGCUGUACGAGCAGCACAUCAGCGGCUGCGUCGCCUUCGCCGUCAGGCAGUACCUCGCCACUACCAGGGAUGAGGACUGGUUGAAACAUGGCGGUUGCGACAUCGUUACAAAUAUUGCUGACUUCUGGGCUUCACGCGCUGUGAUCAACUAUAACACUGGGCUUUACGAUAUAUCAAAUGUGAUGGGCCCCGACGAAGAUCACAGGAAUGUCACCAACUCUGUUUUUACAAACGUAGUGGCUGGAUAUUCUCUUUACUUAGCACAAUACGUGUCCUGCUUGUGCAAAUCAUACUACAUGGCGAAGGACCCCGACCACUGGGCAGACAUUGCCUGGAGUCUGGCUCUACCUUAUGACCAGGAGCACAACUACCAUCCCCAAUUCUCCGGGUACCACCGAGGUGAAAAAAUCAAGCAGGCAGACGCCAUCUUGCUGGGAUUCCCUCUGCAAUAUGCUAUGAAUACAUCAACACGGAUCAACGACCUUAAUUACUACGAAUCGGUGACUCGCGAGAACGGCCCUGCUAUGACAUGGAGUAUGCACACUAUAGGCCACCUGAAACUGGGUGACCAGAGGAAAGCUAAGGCGGUCUUCAAUAUGAGCUACGAAGGUUUCGUUAGGGAACCAUUUAAGGUUUGGACUGAACUCCGUCGACCUGACGUCGGUGCUACAAACUUCUUCACCGGCAUGGGAGGCUUCCUGCAGGCCCUGAUAUUCGGAUAUGCAGGCCUCAGCAUCCACAUGGACCGGCUGGAGAUCGACAAGCCUCGAUUACCGCCUGAUGCAACGAAGUUAACUAUAAAAGGAAUCAAAUACCUCGGCGCAAACCUAACGCUGGAGUUACAGAAUAACAGCACGAGGCUAAGCGUGACGUCACUGGAUGAUAACUGGCAGCUUUUGCUGAACGACGGCAAAUAUAACAUCACGUUAGCACCCGGUGUUACAGUGAUUCUACCAGGGUCUGGACCUUUUACGAUACGUUCAGAGCAAUGGAAAGACUGCAAGCUGCCUUCGGACAUCAUUGGACAGAAUUAUUUAAGGCCUAUUGGCACAUAGUUAAAAAACAUAAUAUUAAAUUGAACUUGAAGGAAAUUAAAAAUUUAAGAUAAAACUCAUUCAUAAAUCUUAAACGAAAGCAAAUAUCAUUUCAUAUCUGUUUAAGGUUUUUCUUAACAAUUUCAUUAUUUAAAGCUUCUCACAACUUGCUAGUAUAGGAAAAUGUCAAUUUAUAGUCAAAUCGAAUAUCAUGACUUACUUUGAUUGCUAGGCUAAAAUGCUAAUGACCAAACAACCACUUUUCUGGAAAAAAACAAAC
Molecule: messenger RNA, 3819 nt
Organism: Trichoplusia ni (cabbage looper)
Lineage: Eukaryota; Metazoa; Arthropoda; Insecta; Lepidoptera; Noctuidae
Product: protein-glucosylgalactosylhydroxylysine glucosidase
Exons: 14
Coding region: 1248-3560 (770 amino acids)
Biological process (GO): carbohydrate metabolic process
Molecular function (GO): catalytic activity
Source: RefSeq, a predicted model, not a curated record